CGCACCCGGAAGUGAAGCGGCUCCGCGACGGAGCGGCAGGGCGCGCGGCAGUGCCCCAAGUAUCCCGCUUUCUCGGGAAGAAACCAUCGCAUCGGGUCAGCGCUGAGGCAGGCUACAGCCAUUGGCCUGGUUGACCAUGGCCCUUUCUGUGGAGACCGAGUCGCACAUCUACAGAGCUCUGCGCACUGCCUCCGGGGCUGCUGCCCACCUUGUGGCCCUGGGUUUUACCAUCUUUGUGGCUGUGCUUGCCAGGCCUGGCUCCAGUCUGUUCUCCUGGCACCCCAUGCUUAUGUCUCUGGCUUUCUCCUUCCUGAUGACCGAGGCACUGCUGGUGUUCUCUCCGGAGAGUUCGCUGCUGCGCUCCCUCUCACGGAAGGGCCGAGCACGCUGCCACUGGGUGCUGCAGCUGCUGGCCCUGCUGUGUGCACUGCUGGGCCUAGGUCUUGUCAUCCUCCACAAGGAACAGCUUGGCAAAGCCCACCUGGCCACGUGGCAUGGGCGGGCAGGGCUGAUAGCUGUGCUGUGGGCAGGCUUACAAUGCUCGGGUGGGGUGGGGCUGCUCUACCCUAAACUGCUGCCCCGAUGGCCCCUGGCUAAGCUUAAGCUGUACCAUGCCACUUCUGGGCUAGUGGGCUACCUUCUGGGUAGUGCUAGCCUCUUGUUGGGCAUGUGUUCACUCUGGUUCACCGCCACAGUCACUGGUGGGGUCUGGUAUCUGGCUGUGCUGUGCCCUGUCAUUACCAGCUUGGUCAUCAUGAAUCAGGUGAGCAACGCCUACCUGUACCGCAAAAGGAUCCAGCCAUGAGCUCCUCUCAGCCUAGAAGCCUGGAUAUACCCCUCAGUGUAGUAGCUGGGGCUGGGACCUCCUGGAUUCUCUCAGCUGACUAAGUCAUGGGGACACCUCAGGCACUGGGGCAGUCUAGAAUAGGAGUCUUGUGUGUGACAUUUUUGCUUGCUCCUCAUCCUGGAGUGCUUCCCCUUUCCUUCUGUACUGUCCCAGAGGAGCUUAUGGAUGAUGUGUCCAGAUGAAGUUGGGGUUACAAGACUACUUCCCCGGCAACUCAACUCAUACUUGUACUGGUAUGUCCAGAAAUUACAGGAGACAAAAAGGCAAAAUAAAAAAGAAUGACU
Molecule: messenger RNA, 1131 nt
Organism: Neomonachus schauinslandi (Hawaiian monk seal)
Lineage: Eukaryota; Metazoa; Chordata; Mammalia; Carnivora; Phocidae
Product: transmembrane reductase CYB561D2
Exons: 4
Coding region: 137-805 (222 amino acids)
Cellular component (GO): endoplasmic reticulum
Molecular function (GO): transmembrane monodehydroascorbate reductase activity
Source: RefSeq, a predicted model, not a curated record